UUCCUCAACUUUAUUAAGCUGGUGUCUGUCAUCUGGCUUUGCUGAAACAUACAACUGUGUAUCAUCAGCAUAACAGUGGAAGCUAAUACCAUGUUUAUUAAUAAUUUUGCCCAGAGGUAGCACAUAUAGAGAAAAUACCAGUGCACCAAGAACGGAGCCUUGCAGUACACCAAACUUUACCUUAGUAUGAGAAGAGAAGUCUCCAUUUACGUUUACAAACUGAUAACGAUCAGUCAAAUAAGACCUGAGCCAGGAAAGGGCUGUUCCCUUAAUGCCUACUACAUUUUCUAGUCUAUUGAGGAGAAUAGCAUGAUCAAUGGUGUCAAAAGCUGCACUAAGGUCAAGCAGCACCAGCAAGGAGACACAACCCUGAUCAGAGGCCAGUAGUAAGUCAUUUACCACUUUAACCAGUGCUGUCCCUGUGCUAUGAUGAGGCCUAAAUCCUGACUGAUACAUUUCAUGAAUGUUAUUCCUAUGUAAGUAUGAGCAUAGCUGCUGUGCUACAACCUUUUCUAGGAUCUUGGAGAUACAAAGUAAAAAACUUUCACAAAUGGCUGCUGACCUGCAUAAGCUGGUUAAUGGAUAUUUAAAAGACACGCACAGAUAAACACCCUGAGGGUUGAUGGUUUAAUGGAUUCUUGUGUGUGCCAAGUUUCAGAAUCAGCUGUUAAACUCCACUUCUGUAAUAAUGUCAUUUGGAAGAGUUGCAGUAAAGAAGAUCUUUACAAUACACAAAACACAGACCCAGAACUUCACCAAGGUGGAUCAGUGAUGCUUUGAGCUGUUUUGUACCAGAGUACCAGGAUAUUUUAGCCCAAAACCUGGUUGCCUAUGCCAGAAAGUUACAACUUGGUCAUAGUUCAUCAAUGAGAUGAUGAACAUAAACACAUAAACACAAAGAGUUUUUUUUUUUAAACAACCAUCAGGUUUUGGAUUUUAAGCUGUGGUAUACAAAGAAGAGGACAUCCGCAGACAAACCUGACAAUAUAAAUGAAGGUGAAAUAUUGUGCAUGUAAUUGUUGUGAAUGGAUGUCAUUCGACAUCACAGAUACUCAGUGCUGUCAUUCUCUCCAAGAGAAAUUUCAUGUGGGGCUGCCAAUAAUUUCAAAACUAAUAUCUUACACAAGAAAAAUCUUUAUAUGUUUCAUAUCAUAUAAAACUAUACAGCAUCCUUAUAUGUUUGAGUUCAAAAUAUCAAUUAUUGCAUCUUGUUAAUUUUAAAAAAAAAUUUUAAUUAAGGGUGCCAAAAAUUUUGGAAUUGACUGUAAUGAAGUGCUUAUCACUAAUCGUGUGUGUGUCUGGGUCACUCCUUGCAGCUCUGCAGUGCUUCACUGCAUCAUCCUGCCCUCUCCUGAUUGGCUGGGCUGCAGUGACAUCAUCACCAAUCAGAUUACAGGUUGCUGUAUGUAGAGAGAAGAGCUGCAUUGCUGCUGAGACUGGAGUGGAUCAGUGUGAGGAGGGGCAGCACCAGCUACACACUCACAUUCACACAUACACUCAUUGUUAUCAUACACACACUUAGCACACACACAUAGACCCAAAACAAGCAACACAUUGACACACACAGCACUAACACAAACACACACACAGAAUUAUCACAGUGACAGAAUGAGGGAGAUUGUGCACAUUCAGGCCGGACAGUGCGGAAACCAGAUUGGAGCAAAGUUCUGGGAGGUGAUCAGUGAUGAACAUGGCAUCGACUGCAGUGGAACUUACAAUGGAGACAGUGAACUGCAGCUGGAGAGGAUCAACGUCUACUACAGCGAGGCCUCAGGGGGGAAGUUUGUGCCCCGUGCCAUCCUGGUGGAUCUGGAGCCUGGCACCAUGGACUCAGUCCGGUCCGGACCAUUUGGACAAAUCUUCAGGCCUGAUAACUUUGUGUUCGGUCAAAGUGGUGCUGGAAACAACUGGGCCAAAGGUCACUACACUGAGGGUGCAGAGCUAGUGGACUCGGUGCUGGAUGUGGUACGUAAGGAGUCGGAAAACUGCGACUGCCUGCAGGGAUUCCAGCUCACGCACUCUCUGGGAGGUGGCACAGGCUCGGGCAUGGGCACACUGCUCAUUAGCAAGAUCCGUGAAGAGUACCCUGAUCGCAUCAUGAACACGUUCAGUGUCACACCAUCACCCAAAGUGUCCGACACGGUGGUGGAGCCCUACAAUGCCACACUGUCCAUCCACCAGCUUGUGGAGAACACAGAUGAGACCUUCAGCAUCGACAACGAGGCACUGUACGACAUCUGCUUCCGCACACUUAAGCUGACCACACCCACCUAUGGUGAUCUCAACCACCUGGUUUCUGCCGCCAUGAGUGGUGUCACAACAUGUCUCCGUUUCCCGGGGCAGCUUAAUGCAGACUUGCGCAAGCUUGCAGUCAACAUGGUUCCCUUCCCUCGCUUGCAUUUCUUUAUGCCUGGAUUUGCACCCCUUACCAGCAGGGGGAGCCAGCAGUACCGCGCACUCACCGUUCCUGAACUAACGCAGCAGAUGUUUGAUGCCAAGAACAUGAUGGCGGCAUGUGACCCACGGCAUGGGCGCUACCUCACUGUGGCAGCUAUCUUCCGUGGUCGCAUGUCCAUGAAGGAGGUGGAUGAACAGAUGCUGAGUGUGCAGAACAGGAACAGCAGCUACUUUGUCGAGUGGAUCCCCAACAAUGUGAAGACAGCUGUGUGUGACAUCCCACCACGUGGACUUAAGAUGGCCGCCACCUUCAUUGGGAACAGCACAGCCAUCCAGGAGCUGUUCCGACGUAUCUCAGAGCAGUUCACUGCCAUGUUCCGGAGAAAGGCUUUCUUACACUGGUACACAGGGGAGGGGAUGGAUGAGAUGGAGUUCACUGAGGCUGAGAGCAACAUGAACGACCUCGUCUCUGAGUACCAGCAGUACCAGGAUGCCACAGCCGAAGAAGCUGAGGAGUAUGAGGAAGAUGAGGUAGAGGAGGAGGAGGAUGUACGCCAAGAGGUUCACCACUGAGCUAACGAUUUUAAGAAAACAGCUCCCUUGAUGUCAUCUUUAUGAAAGGACCUUUGAGUUAUCUUAAUCUAGCUAGGAUAUGUAAACCUACUUAUAAUGCUCUCUGUGUAACACCUACUAUUUUUAGUUACAUUUAAAAUUUUAUUUAAUAGAACGACCGCUAAAUACCCAAACUGAUAAAUAGCUGAUUACUUCUUUAUGGAUUGCUAAUUAGCUAGCUAUAUUUAAUACCUUAUCUUAUGAAGGUGUUAACUAGCUAGCUAUUAAUGUUCAGCUAAAAAAAAGCACUGUAUCGCUAUAGUACUGUAUGUUAGCAAUGCUGUUAUCAUAGAAAAUAAUUUAGCAUUAAGCAGAAGGUGCUACUGAGAACCACAGCUAUAGUACAAGUUUGUAAUUGCAGUUAUCAGGUGGUACAAUAAACUUACCUCACCAGAACUGUAUCUGUUUUUUUU
Messenger RNA from Pangasianodon hypophthalmus (striped catfish), 3422 nucleotides. It is a transcript of the gene tubb2, whose product is annotated as tubulin, beta 2A class IIa. Bases 1609 to 2970 code for a protein of 453 amino acids. The record is from RefSeq and is a predicted model, not a curated record. Lineage: Eukaryota; Metazoa; Chordata; Actinopteri; Siluriformes; Pangasiidae. Gene Ontology annotation, molecular function: GTPase activity; structural constituent of cytoskeleton; GTP binding. Gene Ontology annotation, cellular component: cytoplasm; microtubule. Gene Ontology annotation, biological process: microtubule cytoskeleton organization; mitotic cell cycle. The transcript is spliced from 4 exons.